This is a messenger RNA of Mytilus trossulus (common blue mussel), 1665 nucleotides long. RefSeq lists its product as uncharacterized. The transcript has a single exon. NCBI's taxonomy places the organism in Eukaryota, Metazoa, Mollusca, Bivalvia, Mytilida, Mytilidae. Gene Ontology annotation, molecular function: zinc ion binding; ubiquitin protein ligase activity. The record is from RefSeq and is a predicted model, not a curated record. Bases 1 to 1665 code for a protein of 554 amino acids.
AUGUCGGAUUUUAUUCGUUGUGGUCCAUGUGGUUAUGCGGAUAAUAAUAGAAACGCAGAGAAGUGGUGUACGGUUUGUGAGGAGGGAUUAUGUACAGUUUGUGAGGAGGUUCAUAAAUCUAUCAAAACAACACGGAAUCAUAGGCUUAUAUCCACCGAUGACUUCCAACAGAUAAAAAAUAUAUCUAUCAGCAGUACAUGUAAAGACCAUGACAAGCGACUAGAACUGUAUUGUAAAACACAUGAUGUUGCAGUUUGUUUAGGUUGCGUUCCAUCUCAUCAUAGGGCAUGCUCUGACGUCAUUGCGUUAGAUAAAGCUGCUGAAAAUGCAAAACAAUCAACUGCACUAGCCGAUUUAGAGGACACUUUGAUAAUAGCAUCACAAAAUCUCGAACAAAUCAUUAACGACCGUUCCUCAGCAUUAAAUAAUUUAGACGGUCAAAAGCAAACCAUCAAAGAUACAAUCAAUGAUACACGCGCAAAAAUAAUGAAAAAGUUAGACGACUUAGAACAAAAACUGCUUCUUGAGUUAGACACACAACAUGGUAAAUGUAAAUCCGAACUUAGCAAACUUUUAAACCGUUUAAAAAAUUCGGAACGUGAUUUGAAUUGUCUGAAAGAGCAAACAUCGCAAUUGAAAUCAUUUGCAUCCGAUAUUCAACUUUUUCUUGGAACGCGUCAGAUAAAUAAAACAGUCUAUGAAAAAGUAGAAUCCGUCAAAGAAAGAAUCAAGUCUGUACAGGACUAUGAAGUUCACUUACAGUUACAUCUAGUUGUCAUGGCGUUUAUGAAUCAAAUAGGUCAGCUCGGGAAUAUAUUAGUUAAGAAGACUACCACUAGUUUACCCUUCAAAGAAGCAAAGAUUGAUCAAGCCCAAAUACAACUUCGAGUGCAUGUAAAGAAAACCAUUAACAACAUCCGCUUAAAAUUGAAAAAGAGAUUUAAAGUGAAUAAAACAGGUUUUGGAAUGUGGCUGUCUGGAUGCACCAUGUUAUCAAAUGGUAAUGUGUUGAUUAUUGAUUUCAAGGGACGUGGGGUAGUAAUGGAGUAUAGUGAAAACGGUAAACAUAUCCGUGACAUACAAUGCUCUGGACGACCGUUUGAUUUAACAGUCAUAGACACUGACCGUAUUGCUGUAACGCAUGGAAGGUAUCAGUACAUACAGAUUUUAGAUAUAAAGAACAAUACUGUCGAGAAGAAAGUGGAGUUUGAUAAUGACUGUGACGGAAUAUCAUACCAGAACAAUAAACUUUUUAUCAUUUCAGGAGGCAUUGUAAUAACAGAUAGUACAGGUAAUGUACUCAACAAAUUAAGAGUUGACUGCGGAUUAUUCUUAGAAACAACUAUUGAUAGAAUCUAUUUUACCGACUUUAGGGUUGAUACUGUGAAUUGUAUCUCAAUGACAGGUGAGGAAAUAUGGGCUCAUAAGGUGGAAUUGUUAGGCGGUGGGAGUGGCAUCACUAUCGAUGAUCAUCAAAACGUAUUAGUUAGUGUUGGAAGUUCUAAUUUGCUAACGGUAAUACAGCAUGACGGGAAGACAAGUAAAACACUACUUACCGAAUCGGACGGUCUGGACAAACCAUCUGCUCUACACUACAACAAAGACAAAAAAAUAUUACUUCUGUGUAACGACAAAAAAGAUGCAGCAUUAUACAAUCUUGAAUAG